Molecule: messenger RNA, 690 nt
Organism: Episyrphus balteatus (marmalade hoverfly)
Lineage: Eukaryota; Metazoa; Arthropoda; Insecta; Diptera; Syrphidae
Exons: 2
Coding region: 226-690 (154 amino acids)
Source: RefSeq, a predicted model, not a curated record
UAUUCCCACACAAAAAACGGUAUCUUUUUGAACUUCCUUGUUUACGAUUCCAAGAUAACCGAUUAAUAACCUUUUAUUCUUUUCUUCAGAAAUUUUAUUACCAAACUGGCGAUCGAUGACCGGGCAUUAAACCUUUAUCUGAAAUUUUUAGUGGAAUGAAUGGAUAUGAACUUUAUAAUUCAUAUAUAAAUACCCCGAUAUUGCAUUGUUUCAAAAUUAAUCAAAAUGUUACCUUCAAUAUUUGUUGUUCUUGCAUUUCUUGUCUUGUCAACAUAUUCUUACCGGUCUGAAACUGGUAGCCAAACUUAUGUGGAAGUCAUAACUAUCGACGAUAUUGCCAAACUCAAACUUAACGAAGGAGCAGAAUUUAUUCCUUUGACAAGAGACCUAGAGAAUAGAGGGUUGAUUAGUUAUAAAAUUGGACAGCGUGUUCCAAAUGAUAGACUAGUCUCCAGAGUAUCUGACUCAAUAUAUUGGAAUGUACCUCAAAACGUUCAGCUGCGUGUAGAAUAUCCAUCUAAAGGGAUUGGAGCUGUAGUAAGUUUUGUCGAAUGUAAUGUAAAUCAAAGUUCUGAAAAUGGAAGAGCUUAUAUUAUAUCGGGUGGAUAUGGUCAGCGAAACAUAUGUUUUGUAAUAGAAGCUUUUAGCACAUUUUGGUUUAAUUAUGAUUGUACAAUAUGGGGAAAAUAA